UCCAGUGCAUCAACUAGCUCCCAGAAGCCUCCACGAAUCAGCCGCUGGUUAUCUGGUUAUCAGGUUGGGUUUGAAUGAGCGCGCGCUAGACGGAGCUGCGCACCGACACGGACGUCGCUCUCAGUUCAGUUUCAGCCCGGGACGCGUCGUAAACAGUUCUUCCCUGUCAUUCUGCUCCUGUCUUUGCAUGGUGAUUAUUUCUAUAAUAUUGCACGGUUUAAAAACGAGUUAUGAAGGCUUCAGAAGCCACAAAUCCUCCCAGGUGCGCUGCGAAAAUGGAGAGAGACUCAGGCUUGGGAGGGAAGCAGCAUUAUCUCCGAACCAUCACCGGUGCAAUCCCGUUUGUUUUCUCCGUCGUGUCUGUCGCCUUUUGCAUUCUCCUGGGGAUUCAAACCAGUGACAUAAAGAACAGAAUGCUCGAUUUAGAAAGCGGCAAUGGAGAGCACAUUUUACACCCGUUUGCUGAGGUUUCCAUAGACGAGUUUAACUCAAUGGUACAGGAGAGAGUGGACGAGGUCCUGUCACAGCGCUCCUAUGAACAUUUUGCACGCGCAAGGACUGCACGUGAAGUCCCAUCUGACUGCAACUGCCCACCAGGCCCACCGGGAAAGCGAGGAAGAAGAGGACACAACGGAGAACCUGGACCCCCUGGUCCACCAGGUCCGAAAGGUGAGAAGGGAGAUCAAGGAGACCAGGGACCGCGGAUGGUCUUCCCUAAGAUCAAUCAUGGCUUUCUUUCUGCUGAUCAGCAACUCAUUAAACGUCGACUCAUUAAGGGUGAUCAGGGUCAAGCAGGCCCUCCAGGACCUCCUGGACCUCCAGGUCCUCCUGGUCCCAGAGGACCCCCAGGAGACACAGGGAAGGAUGGCCCCAGGGGAGCUCCUGGGCUACCAGGUGAUGCAGGAACUCCAGGAGAGCUGGGCCCUAUGGGACCAGAGGGCCCUCCAGGACUCAAGGGUUCCACUGGGUCACCUGGCGUUCCGGGUAUUGAUGGAUUGAAGGGGGAUUUAGGUAUGACCGGAUUAGAUGGAAUCCCUGGUGCCAAGGGUGACAAAGGAGACCAAGGUGAAAAGGGUGACAUGGGAGAAGAGGGGCCAAAAGGUGAUGUUGGUGAGAAGGGUGAUUCAGGGUCUUCUGCGGCUGGCAUUAAGGGAGAACCAGGUGAACCUGGACGAAGCGGGCUAAAGGGAGAACCAGGACUUCCAGGGCUGCCUGGACUUCCCGGAAUAAAGGGUGAACCUGGAUUUCUCGGCCCACAGGGUGAGCCAGGUUUGCCAGGACUACCUGGAACCAAGGGAGAACGAGGAGAUCCGGGACCUCCUGGAAAGGGUGAACGUGGUGAGACAGGCCCAACAGGACCAAAGGGGGCGGAAGGGGAGCCAGGAACACCAGGCCUCAAAGGAUCUAAGGGGGACACUGGAGACAAAGGAGAUGUUGGACUUAAAGGCCCCACAGGUCCAGCUGGAGAGAAAGGUGAUCAGGGCACAACUGAAAUAAUUGACUACAAUGGAAACAUCCGAGAAGCGCUUCAGAAGAUAACCACUAUUACAGUGACGGGUCCCCCUGGGCCUCCUGGACCAAUUGGACCACAGGGCAUUAAGGGUGCUCAAGGUCCUCCAGGUCUUCCAGGGCUUGAUGGAGAGAGGGGUCACAAGGGUUCAAAAGGAGACAUGGGAAUGCCAGGAAUGUCUGGCGAUAAGGGAUCUGUGGGUCUGCCCGGUCUACCCGGUAUCAAUGGUCAAAAAGGAGAAAAAGGUGAUAAUGGCUUGCCUGGACCUCAAGGACCAUCUAUCAUAGGACCUCCUGGGGCACUUGGUCCACAUGGUCCACCUGGUCCAAUGGGCCCUCAUGGAUUCCCUGGACAAAAGGGGGAAGCAGGUUUGCCUGGUUUAAAAGGAGCACGCGGGGAGCCCGGGCCCAAGGGUGACCGUGGACCCCUGGGCCUCCCUGGAGCAUCUGGCUUGGAUGGCAAGCCAGGAAUAAGGGGUACAGAUGGCCCAGUUGGUGCUCCUGGUCCUGCUGGUCCUAAAGGAGAUAGAGGUGAAAAGGGGGUUACAGGUGAACCUGGACCAAGAGGACCAUAUGGAUUGCCUGGUGCCGCUGGGACACCUGGCUUGGAUGGUUUCCGGGGCUUUAAGGGUGAAAAGGGCGAGCCAGGCCAACCUGGUCUGGAUGGGCUGGAUGCCCCGUGCCAAUUGGGGCCAGACGGAUUACCAAUGCCUGGUUGCUGGCAAAAGUGAACAAUCUAACUCAACCCGC
Tachysurus vachellii is the source of this 2259-nucleotide messenger RNA. RefSeq names its product collagen alpha-1(XXV) chain. NCBI's taxonomy places the organism in Eukaryota, Metazoa, Chordata, Actinopteri, Siluriformes, Bagridae. The coding region runs from base 231 to 2240 and encodes 669 amino acids. The transcript is spliced from 37 exons. The record is from RefSeq and is a predicted model, not a curated record.